CGUCCCAUAAAAAAAUCUGUUUUUUUUUUUUUUUAAAUCAAUGAAAUAACUCCCAAUAAUUCCAUAAAGGCUUUCAUAGUUGUUAACGAUUCUCUAUAACAUAAGUGAAGUUUCUAGAGAAUCAUUCAAGAGCAUUUCAUCUAUUACAGAUAUAUUCUUCCAUAAGUUGCAAAAACAUGGAUGUGCAGUAUUCGUCCUACAUAUAGUUAAUUGCAUUGGAGAAUAUAAUUAAGACUGCAGGAUCAUAUAUUUCAAUAGGCCUUCAGGAAAACCUUCUCUGAUGCAGCUUAAUCUUAGUUAUGGAGUUGAAAAGAAACUCACUGCUGAAGAAAUCGAGCAUGAAUUUUGGCCAUUGGAUGAAAUAGAUCCAAAGAAAGCAAAGUUUCCUUGUUGCAUUGUUUGGACACCUCUACCAGUAGUAUCAUGGUUGGUACCUUUCAUCGGACAUGUUGGCAUAUGUCGGGAGGACGGCACUGUUAUAGAUUUUUCAGGAUCCAACCUUGUUAAUUGUGAUAAUUUUGCAUAUGGUUCUGUUGCCAGAUACCUUCAACUGGACCGAAAGCAGUGCUGCUUUCCUUCAAACCUUAGUGGACAUACAUGCAAGCAUCGCUACAAGCAUGCUGAUUUCGGCUCUGCAAUCACCUGGGAUGAUGCCAUUCGAUCAACUAUACAUCACUUUGAGCCCAAGUCUUUCAAUCUUUUCACAUGCAACUGCCACUCUUUCAUUGCGAAUUGUCUGAACCAGCUUUGCUAUGGCGGAUCAAUGACUUGGAACAUGAUUGAUGUUUCUUCUCUUAUACUAUCUAAGGGGACAUGGGUUGAUGGCUUGUCUGUCUUAAGAUCAUUUUUGCCUUUCAUGGUGGUUCUAUGCUUGGGUGUCUUUAUGGUUGGAUGGCCAUUUCUAAUUGGAUUAUUUUCCUUUUCUCUUCUGCUUAUUGGAUGGUAUUUGUUGGGAACUUACUGUUUUAAAAACCUGUUAGACUGUUAGAUCCUUUUGCUCUUGUAUGUCAGAGCAAUGAGACUGACUAGAAGAAUGAAGUUCUUUUAGGAAUACAGGAUUAGAUUUACAUCUAUGAAGUUUUCAAAUAGAUAUGUGAUAUGUAAAGUUUUUUUCCCCAUUUGCGUUCGAACUUUCUUUUUGGUUAAUAAGGGAGUGUACGGUAGAAAUA
Olea europaea var. sylvestris is the source of this 1169-nucleotide messenger RNA. Its product is annotated as protein REVERSION-TO-ETHYLENE SENSITIVITY1-like. The transcript has 3 exons. NCBI's taxonomy places the organism in Eukaryota, Viridiplantae, Streptophyta, Magnoliopsida, Lamiales, Oleaceae. The record is from RefSeq and is a predicted model, not a curated record. Gene Ontology annotation, biological process: regulation of ethylene-activated signaling pathway; response to ethylene. The coding region runs from base 281 to 988 and encodes 235 amino acids. Gene Ontology annotation, cellular component: endoplasmic reticulum; Golgi apparatus.